Molecule: messenger RNA, 529 nt
Organism: Paramecium primaurelia
Lineage: Eukaryota; Ciliophora; Oligohymenophorea; Peniculida; Parameciidae
Source: the annotation of a GenBank genome assembly
AUGCAAGUAUCUGAAUUGCUAGAAUACGUUCCUGAAUCCAUAUCUCUUAUACUAGAACCAACUCAAAAUUAAGGGGCUCUUUAUCUUGGCAAUAUUACUUCCUUAUUUAAAUCUCCUUAAAAAUAUCAAAUUAAAGUACAAAUCAAAAAGUAUUAGAAAAGGCAGCUAUCUCAAUAUGUGAAGAUUUAGAUUUAAAAGAGGUUCAACUUGAAUAACAUCUACGAAUUGUCUUAAAUGAUUUAGAUAACUCAAACAUCAAAUAAUAUUUUGAUUAGACAAACUAAUUCAUCUAAUAAAAUUUAAAUGUAAUUUAUUUCCAAUAUUAAAGAAAGGGAAUUUGUUAGUUCAUUGUAUGGCUGGUGUUUCUAGAAGUGCUGCUAUUGUGAUUGCAUAUUUGAUGUGGAGUUAAAAAAUGACAUUUUAAAAUGCCCUUAUUUAUGUUACUAAAAAACGUGAAUAGGUGUAUCCUAAUAAAGGAUUUAGAUAACAAUUAAUACUAUAUGAAGAAGAAUUGAAAAAUGUCAAAUGA